Saprolegnia parasitica CBS 223.65 is the source of this 1336-nucleotide messenger RNA. RefSeq lists its product as hypothetical. Gene Ontology annotation, biological process: protein targeting to vacuole; protein transport to vacuole involved in ubiquitin-dependent protein catabolic process via the multivesicular body sorting pathway. Gene Ontology annotation, cellular component: ESCRT-0 complex. The record is from RefSeq and is a predicted model, not a curated record. Gene Ontology annotation, molecular function: phosphatidylinositol-3-phosphate binding; ubiquitin binding; metal ion binding. The transcript has a single exon. NCBI's taxonomy places the organism in Eukaryota, Oomycota, Saprolegniomycetes, Saprolegniales, Saprolegniaceae. Bases 31 to 1272 code for a protein of 413 amino acids.
CAAUCUUAGCAACCCAGAUUUGGACUUGCCAUGCACGACGCGAUCCGCCUCGCCGAGGCGUCUGACUGGGACGGCCUCCGCCGCUUGGUGGCGAAAGCACCGGCGUCUGCCCAAGCCUGCGACGGCUACGGCAUGCUACCCAUCCACUGGGCGUCCACCGAGGCAAGCGUACCCCUCGAGCUCCUCGAGACGCUUCUCAUGGCCUUUCCGGACGGCGCCUCGACCGUCAACAGCGCCGGGCUGCUUCCGCUGCACAUUGCCAUUCGCGCGCACGCAUCGCCAACGUGGCUCCAAGCCCUUCUCUCCUCGCACCCGGAGAGCAUUGGGGUCGAAACGCCGACGGGUGCGACGCCUUUGGCGCUCGCCGAACACGUCGGCGCCGACGAGGCGUGCCUCCAAGUGCUGCGCCGCGCAGCACAAGUCAGUGCUGAGCCGGAAGACGCGCGGUCGACAGUCUCGAGCAGUCGGGGCUCCAACGUUUUACGGACGCCGCCCAAAGCCAAGGGCCUUUUGCGACACCUUUCGUUCGACUACACGACGACAAGCCUUCGGUCCGCGACGCGCCCGACCGUGCGCCGCGUCACGUCCGUGCCCAUCAUGGGCGGUUGUGCCAACAACAAUGCCGACGUGUGCGAAAUCCUCGAUGACGCGUCCGUUUCUAGCGACGACGAUGACGACGUUUUGUUUCGCGGCAACAACUGCGCUGCAGUGCUCCCGAUGCUCGACGAGGAGCCGCCCGAGUGGCACCUCCAUACUGCGUGCUCCGUGUGCCACGCCGCCUUUAGCAUGUUCAAGCACCGGCACCACUGCCGCAAUUGCGGCAAGUCCAUUUGCCGCAACCACAGCGCCGACAAGAAGGUCCCAACCAAAGGCUUUCAGUCGCCGCAGCGCGUCUGCAUCGCAUGCUACGGGGCGCUCACGAGCCGGAAGCACUCGUUCACGAUGCUCGAGUCGCCCACCGUGACGCCCAAGCGCACGCUGCUCCGCGUCCUGACCGAGCUCACGUCGCCCAAACCCAGCCCGGUGACAUCGCCGAUCGUAGCCGAGAUGUCGACGGACGCCGAGAUCCUCACGCUGAAAGCGACAGUGCAGCAGCUGACAAAGCAAGUCGACAACCUUCACAUCGCCAACAUGGCGCUACAGCAGCAGUUGCUCGAGCAAGAAGAGCUCAAGGCCGAGACGAUGCUGCUCAUUACGCAGGUCAUGACACGCGUGUCCGUGCUCGAGCUGCAGCGCGUCAAGCAGGCCAACGACGACGACUUUGAUAUUUAGCCAUUGCAUCAUCAACCGAAUAACAUGGCUGGCUACCUUUCGAGUACGCAGCGGCGCGUCGAGA